UAGUGAAAUUACUUAAAUUACCAUAUAAUUUUAACAUGGCUUUCCCAAAUAUUUAUUUUUAGGUGUUAAAUAAUAAAUAUAAAUCAUCAAAUCCCAUACGUUAAUUAUUACCAUUAUUUGGUUUAACAUUAUUAUUGUAAUUUUUAUAAUGAUCAGAAAUUAAUUAUUUAACAUUUACUACCUUUUUUUAUUCGGUAAAAUUAAAACGGAAGAUGCUGAUUUUUCUUUUUCUGCUACUCUGGACAUCGUUGGUUGCCAACAACAAAUGCUAUUGAGGGUUCAUUCAAUUUUGACGACUUUGCCAGCUUAAUUUAAAUAUUUAUUUUGUAAAUAUUCGUUAAUUAUCAAAUUCAGGUAAGCUUUAUCAUUCAAUAUGUUAAAAUAUACAUAACAAGUUGAUAUAAUUUUUAAAGAGAUAUAUUUCAAUGAUUAUGAUUACGGGACACACGAGGAAAGUUUAUUAGAGAUAGACUGAUAGAUUAUUUUUAAAAAAAAAAUAAUUCGUCAUUUUAUUUACCCUUAGUUAUAUCAGGAUCAUCACUUAGCAGCAUUACUCUACUAUCCACAUUCAUAUAUCAUAUAUUCAAUGAUUGUCAGUAUGAAUCAGUCAUUCAGAGUAAUCCUGAUCCUCAAUGUCUUCCAUCCUAUGUAAUGACUCAUCCAAUGACAUCAAUGAGUGGUUGACUUCGCCUAAUAAUUAACAUGUAUUAUCAUGUAAAAGAACUUUGUAUAAACUAUAAUACAGCAUAGGCCAAUAUGUAUGAGUAUGUAACAUACUAUACAUAUUAGCCUAUGCUACAUUAUACAAACUUUAUUUACAAUCAUAACUUACUGUGACUGAAAGUAAUGUGUGAUUCAAUGAUUACUUAACUGAAUUUAGCAUUUUUAAUCAUUUAGUAAUUUAGGACAUAAUUUAUUGAAUGUUUAAAAAGGUAUUUAAGCUUUUUAACACAUACUGAUUGGUAUUAGUCAAACAGCGUGGGUAGCAGCAUCACCCUGUAAUGUAAUUUAAGUGACAUGUACAGAAAUCAAUCAACACUGAUGACAGCUUAAUUAUGCAAAUUUUGAUGCUCCAGGUUAUUUGCAGAGGUCAUCGUAAUCAUUCUUUACUCAAAGAGUGGGUCAAAGGCUUUUUCGUCAAUUUAUGAAAUGGGCAGAAUAUUGAGAUACCUAAUAAUAGGUUGACCAUAGUAUAGUUAGGGAUGGACUCUCUGCUAUAAUGAUAUACCAGAGUUUUGUGUAUCACUUACUGAUUGUGUUAAUAUAUUAUUAAGGGACCAUCCAUAUAUAUAUAUAAGAAUGAGUUAGAGUGACAUAAUGCCAAAGAACCGAUACAAUUUAAGUAGGUUCAGAUUCCUAAAAACAUUCAUAGUUAUUUUCUUUUUUUUUAACGGAAAUCAAAUAAAUUUAAAAGCGCCAAAAAUAUUAUAAAUCUGCUUUUAUUUUAGUAAAAGUUUAAGUAUUAUUAUUAUAAUUUACAAAUACAUUUAAAGUAUCAAAUAAGGAAUUAUUUUAAGCAUUUUAUCCGAAUGUUAAAGUUAUGAAAAAAAAUAUUAGUUAAAAUAUUAUGAUCUUGCAUCUUAAUCAGAGUUAUCGGGAAAAUCCAAACAUCUGUUAAAAUUAGUGCGUAUUUUAGUGCGUUGUUAAUAUUGGGAAAUAAAAAUAAAAUUUAUUUGAUCUAAAUAAUUAAGCAAAUGACAUCAUAGGCAAUUGUAUAUUUUAGGCACAGCUCUAAGUUUCUAUGAUUUUAUAACAGUGAGUAACAAAACUGAUGGUAUAUUUUCUCCUCCUUAAAAGUAAAAUUAAUAAAAAUAAUAGAUAACUUUUUAAAUGCAGCCUCAGUUAGUUUUAUUUAUAUCAACAAGUUUAUGUUGACAAGGUCGUCUCACAGAUGGCGUUGCAUGUUGCUUAUCCUAUAUGGACGAUGCAAGCACCUCUAGAUCUAGUGCCAUCAUUCGAGAAAUACCAGACUUCACAAGUGGUAUGGGGCUGCAACUAUUUAAGCAGCGCCAUGUGGAAGAAUCAGGCAGUUCCCAUAUAAAUAGCAAUCUGAUAAGACGAUUCUUUCUAAACGUAAUACGAACAACAAGUGCAAGUUAGUAAUGUUUUGAAGUGUUUACUACGAGUAUAUAGGGCUUGAAGUAUACAGUGAUGUGUACUUCGAUGACUAAAGUGUUAUUUUUGACUGUUUACCAUCUAAUAAACUUAUCGUAUCAUAGCUUAUGAAAAUGCCUAAUGCUGGAAAGAGAAAAUGUCACUUUUUGGAUGAUAACACAAAAGAGUGAUUUUUUGUCAAGAAAGGGCAUAUAGAUCAGCAAGCGUUAUGUGAGAUUUGUAGCUGUGUCAUCUCAGUAACUCACGGAGGUAAGGUAUAUAGGAGACAUCACUUUUCUAUGAAGAAUCAUACAAAUAGAUUCACGGUAGCAUUGACAUCAAAGCCUAUUUCUACAUUCAUGAUUAAAGAAAAUACCCAGGAAGAAAAGCUCGUUGCUGCUGCAGAACUAACAACAGCUUAUAAAGAAAUCAAAGCAUCAUCAAUCCUUCUGUUCUCUUGACUGUACCGUAAAACUGAAUGCUGCAAUGUAUCGUGACCCCAAAGCUACAGCGAUUGUUAAAAAUAUUCUCGCACCACACUCCGUGUCCGAAUGCAUAAAACAAUUGCAAGAAGUUUCAUUUUAUGGCAUAGGCGCUGACGCGUCAAACCACAAGGCUAAAAAGAUGUUUCCUUUAGUUGUUCAAUACUUGACUGGAACUGACGGAAUCCAACAUAAGCUGUUGAAAUUUGAUUCGCCGAAUAACAAAAAAUCAGAGAAAAUUGCAAAGUUUUGUCUAGCCACUUUAAAACAACUCCAAAUUUCUUUAGAUAAAUUAAUCGUUUUUAUGGAGACAAUAUCAAUACCAAAUUCUGAGGGCUUCAUCAACACGGCCGGUGAAAUGUGUUUCAUCAAAUUAAAGAAGAGCUAGGAAAAAAUGUAGAAGGAAUUGGAUGACCAGCCCAUAUCCUCCACAAUACUAUAUCAAGCAUUGCUGGAGUCUGUCGACAUUGAAAUAAUCGUCAUGAAAUAUUUAAUUAUUUUUCAAUAUACACAGUAAGGAAAGUGAAGCUGAAAGAGUUCUGCUUAUACAUUGAUGUCAAUCAUCAGACUCUUCUAUCUCACUCAAAAACAAGAUGGCUGUCGUUAAUGCCACAGUUGAGGGAAUUUUUAAGCUUUGGAUUCCAUUAAAACAUUUUUUUGACGCCGAAGUCAGGCCACCUAAAAUAAUUUCAGAUUUUUUCAGUAGUUCGAUCAGUGACAUUUACUUCAUGUUUCUGCAGUAAAACUUGGCUCUGUUUGAAAAAAAUAGAAUAAGCAUGGAGAUAAUUCUAGAUAAUUGAAAUAAGAAAAAUAUUAAUCGACACUCAAAAAUGUCUGAAUGAAAGGAAGACAGCCAAUUUUCUUGGCAUGCAAACCAAGAUGAAUUUGAAUAAAUUAAAGAAUGAGAACCCUAACCAAGCAAUGAUUAAUUUGAUUUCGAAAUUUGAGGAAGAGGCAAUGGCUUUCUAAAGCCAUAGCAUUUGAUUACCUACAGAAAUAGGCUAUUUCUUUUAUUAAAUAUCAAGUAUUUGAUUGGAUAAUGCUAUCUGAGACCCCAGUUUGGGUGAUGAUUGAAAAAACUUUUAUAUACCUGACUAAAAAUGGUGUGAAGAUUUCAGGCAACAAUUGUUUUCAGCAAUAUCUGAAGAGCUUUUUAUAUUUACUUUCUUAAGGAAACUGAAAGUCCUGAAUGCAAAUGCCAACUGCUUAAAUUAUGCGAGUAUUUGUUUUCUAUCCGCGCACACAAUGCCAUUGUGGAAAGAGUAUUUUCGCUGAUGUCGGCCUAGUAGAAUGAUGAAAGAAAUCGACUGCUGCCACAGACUGUGGAAUCAAUUUUACAGUGCCAGUUUAACUACAAGCUGACUUGCAUGGAGUUUUAUAAAUACAUAUAAGGGAAAAAAGACUUGCUGAAAAAGGGUAAAUCAUAGAAAAAUAUGGUGUACCGACUAAUUUUGCCGCAACAAGUUCCAUGUAAUUGUAAAAAAAAAGUAAUUAUAUUAAAUGAUUUGUUUACUUCAUUCCUACACCCCCAUCUCAGUGUGUCUCUGCCAGGUCCCAGCUAAAUAUGGCAACCGUAAGCAUAGCCAGUACGAGUGUACAUUUACCCAUAUUGUAUCUUUAUUAUUAUUUGAAAAUCUUUGGUUUACCUGAACUAAAUGAUAAUAUACAUAUACAUUCUGAUGAGAGUGCUCCCCAUAUGCAAAAUCUCAUAAAUCAAAACACCCCCCCCCCUCCCGGUGCAUACAUAAUAUAUGGAUUGUCCUAUAAUGUUAUGUGGUAAAGUCAGAAAAACGAAAAGACCAGCAAAAUAUCAGGCCUAUUCUUUACCGUGUACCGGAAAUGUUUUUGUUACUUUUUAUCAUAUGUAUUUUGUUUAGGUGCUGGUAUAUGAGUGAGUGCAUUUUUCUAUUAAGUUUGACUCAGCCAGGUUUCAUGUAAAGUGUGUGAUUUUUUAUUUGUCAGGGGAGAGAAUGUUUUUGAAUGCAAAGAGAUGAUUUAGAACGACGUAUUAGAGAUGAGUUUUUGAAAAGUCAUGAUUUUUUUUUAAAUUUUGAAAAAUAGAUUUUUUUGUGAAGGAUUAGAAACAGUUUGAUUUUACAUAUUUGUGCAUGCAAACCAUCACGAAUUAAAGAUAUCUGUAGAAACAUUCAACACCUUGUGCUUAUUUACUACUCGUAGUCAACUUUGUUAAAAACUACCUAUACAGCUCUGUUGUCUUUUUUCUGUGGCAGACUAGAAGGGAACCCAACUCAGACAAUAUAUAUAUAUAUAUAUAUAUAUAUAUAUAUAUAUCUGAAUUAUGAUUUAAUUUUAAGAACUAUAGUUUUCUUAUCAAAAUAAUAUUAAUACCAAUGACGCAUGGGGCAAACAGCACAGAUAAUUUUUCUAUCAACAUUGAAAUGGGACAGUGCUAGCAUCAAAUUUAUUAGGUGGCAUGGGAAAAUCCAUGUGCUGAUUACUUACAUUGGCUCAUUGCGCCUGUGUCUAAUUUUUUAGUUCAAUUUAAAGUUUACAUGGAAUUGAAACUCAAGAUGAAUGGCUUUAUAGGUCACUGUGUGUUAUUUUAAUUAUUUACAUCAAUAUUUCUCGCUGGAUCACAAAUCUGAGUUAGGACAGUAACUAAGGGCACUAUUUUAGGGAAUGCCACUUAACCUCCCACUUUUUUUCCCCACGCUUUACUGUGACGGAAUAUGUAGUGAUGAAAUUUAUGAUGAAAAUAUUCUUGUUUCUCCAUUGACGAAAUUAAAUAUUAAAUGUACAAUGGUGUUUAUUAGCAUCUUACACAAAAAUAUAGCCACUUCUAAAUUUAUGUUUUUAAAAUAUCUAUUUGUAGCUCUCCAAAAUGCCUACAUCAGCAGCAAAAAUGGACGAGCCUUAUUACUGCUCACAGCAGAUUAACAUUCCCCCUGAACUACCUGACAUUCUCAAGCAGUUCACCAAGGCAGCCAUAAGAACACAACCGAAGGAUGUUUUAGCCUGGUCUGCUGCGUAAGUUAUUUAUUUUUGCAUAUCAUUAGGAAAUUUUAUUUUGAAAUUAAAUAUUUUAGGCCAAUAAGUUUCCUAGGAGGGGAGUACAUUUUUCAAAGCACAAGAUAUAGCUACUUUUUACAUAAAGGAACAUUUAUUUUUUUUAACUUUCUAUAUUUUUUUAAUAUUGUGCCAAAGAUGAUUUCCUUUCAUUCUGUAGCUAUUUCCGGGCAAUGUCUAAAGGGGAAAUCCCACCAGUGAAGGAGAGGCUUGAAAUGCCUGUAGCUACACAAAAGAUCGACAGCGGGCUCACACAAGGAUUACUCAGGGUACUAAAUAAGCAGGUACUUUAGUUUAUUACAAACACUUUUUAAAUUAUUAUUCCAACCAAAUGGAUGUAUAAUAGGAAGGCAAUGAAACUCUACGCUGUGAUAAAUUAAAUCAUGCAUAAUUAUUUUUAAGUCCAUCUUGCUAUUAUAAAACUCAACUUGUUUUAUUUAAAAUUUCCUUCUCUGUGCUUUGUUGAUAAUUUUUCAAACCAUUACCUCCUUUUUAUUUGGUAUUUCAGUUGGGCCCUAAGAUCAAUGUUACAUCUUUCCAAGUGGAAGAGAAAUGGCUUGACCUUGCACUUCCCAUUGAGCAGUUUCAUGAUAUCAUGAGGGUUGGAAAUUUUUCUUCCAGUUUUGAAUGGAACAAAUUUUUUUCAUUGGCUGCAUCCACUCUUGGGGAUGUAAGCAUAAGCCUAUUUUUUUACACCUCAAUUUUAUUUAAUGUGUUUACAGCACAGAUUUUUGGUACAUGACUGCCAUUAUAAAUCUUAAUUUGGCUGUCAUAAGUUGUUUUUUUAUUCUCAUGCAAUAUUCUGAGAUGUACUAACACUUGUAAUGUCAAAAUGCAAGUUCAUACUUUAACAAAAAUACUUGCAAUUGCCUUUGAAAAGUGUUAUUUGAAGUCCUAUUUUGGUUUCAUAAGCUGUCACAUAGUUGCUUAUACAACAUCUCUUGUUAGCCAUCUACUUAUUUUUAAUUAAUUUUUAUUUAAACUUAAUUUUGGCAUACACUUUAAUAAAAAAAAUACUUUAAUUUAUUAUUUACAUGCUAUGUAAUUUUACAUUAACUAGAAAUAACUUGUUAAAGUGAUGGAAAUAAAAAUAAUUAAAUUUUCUUUAAAAAUUUUACAAAUUAUGCAAUAUAUUGCCUACACAUUUAAUUUAAGGAGUAAAAGACAUAAUUCAAACCUGGUCUCAAAUGCCUGGCAGGGUUUCAUACAGUGUCUCUGGUUUUUCAUUUUUAUUUUACUUAGUUUACAUGUUUUUAAUAAUUGUAAAGCGCUUAGAGUUUUAAGGUUAGCGCUAUAUAAAAUUGCCUAAUUAAAUAAAUAAAUAUAAAAUUAAACUCUGAAAUAAAUAAAUAAAUAUAAAAUUAAACUCAGUAUGGUGUGACAUGAGAAGGAAGAAUUUCCUAUGUCACCAUGGAGUCACCAGCCUACAUCAUAUUUAUUGCUACCCAUCACUACAUGGCCAUACAGUGUUUUAGUAUCCAUGAUAACUGUGUCCUUACAGAACAUCACCGAGGCAAUGAAAACCAUUUGUGAGAUCCUAACAAGUGAUCCAGAGGGUGGCCCAGCGAGAAUACCAUUCAAACUCUUCCAAGAACUGUACUGUUUUCUGGCUGAGGUAGAUGGUGAGAUUUCUAACCAACAAAUAACAGAUGUCAUCACUCACCUUCAGUAUGACGUGUGAGUUCUUUUUUUUCCAAGUAGUUGUGAAAUUUCUUUUAAAUAUUUGAUUUAAAAAUAAAUCUCUACUUUGAUCUAUUAUGAAUGUAUAAUGUACAUUGUGGCUGUGUGGCAAAGCUUGUAAGACACAAAGAGACCAAAAAAAUCAAGUUCAGAAACAUGCAAGCCCCACCAAUACCUAGAUUAAUAGACAGUAUGAAAAAAGACUUCAGGUAGAUGGGCAACUGUGAACCACAGUUGGUGGCUUAAGUUAGAGAAGCAAAACUUAUGAAAACAAUCCAUUCCUGCCUUUUGGCUCCAAACCAAUUUCAUGGUUAAACGCUAAAAGGGUAAACUCCAAAAGAAAAAUCAGGAGUUGGAGUCCCACAGGCACUCUGAUUAAGCUUCAUAGUUUUGCCUGACACCUCUACCAGGCUUACGUCAUUGUCUCUUAUUGACCUAUUUUAUAUAUACAAAGAUUAUAUCUCCUACAAAUGAUUGUUGCUGAGGAUGCAUUUUAUUUUUAGAGAGCCAAGAGUUCACUAAAAUACAUGUCAUUCACUUCAUAUAAUAUGAUUUCACUAAGAAAAUAUUUUUUUAAAAUGAUGUCCUCAGAAUACUGAAAUUUAAGAACUGCUCUCCAUGAGAAUGUAUUUAUCUUUUAUGAAAUCAAAUAUUUUAAAAUAGUAAAUUAUUGCCCUUGAGUUUAUCAAAGUAAAAAGCCAAAGUCUUAACUCGCCCAAAUUAAAGUAAACAUAUAAUUAAUUCUAAACUUACCAAAGUUCAAGUAAAUAUAUAAUUAAUAAUUUAAAAAAGUAAGUUAAUAUUAAAAAAAUUAUUUUCUACAAAUUUAAAGAGCACUUUUCAAUUCUUAUCCACAGAGACAAACAAGAUGGCUUUGUGAUGCCCCGAAAUUUUCUCAGUGGCGACUGCCCCCAACUGUCAUAACCUGUUGAUGGCAUAAAUCUGUUUGGCUCAUUCUCACCAUUGUGUAUUUAUUAUUCAUCACAUUUCAGUUGUUGCUUUUUUUUUAAAUUUUUUUUUUACUCAAAUGAGUUUCACUUUUUCUGAAAACUGGCUAAAUUUAGAUCUCCACAAACAAAGGCUUUGAAAGUUUUAAGUCUUUAUGAAAUGUGGAAGAUGAAACAUAAGCCAAUAGCCACCUGAUGCAAAACAAUUUCAUCUGAAGCCUACCAACUGGUUAAAUUAUUUAUGAAGAGAUCCGACUGUGUCAUGUCAUCUUUAUAUCUCCGGUCUUAACUCAUUACACCUACCGUCCCAGAUUAUAAAUCAUAGUAGAUCCAUAAUCCUAGCCUCAUCUUUAUCUCAAGCCAGCCCCCCCCCCCCAAGUGGCAGCUUUGAUCAAAUAUAAAGUCAUUCGUAAAUCCACUUCUUGUUCGUUAAAUCAACAAUAUCCUCAAAAAUUGGUCAUUGUGCCGUGAGUUCUCAUGUGAAAUACUCAUAGAAGUUGGAACUGGAGAUGCACAAAGUAAUUAUUUCCUAUUUGAUUUGUGUGAUGGGUUGCUCAAUGUGAAUGCAUAGCUUGCUACAACUGUAAUGGAAUGGUCAAGUCAAUGAAUCUUUAUUCUUGAAGAUUAAACCCAACACUUUUUGAGCUUUAUGCAAUCGGUAAUGUGUCCAAGGAUUUUAUGCAUUCUGUAAUGUGUCCAAGGAUUUUGUGCUUUCUGUAAUGUGUCCAUGGAUUUUAUGCAAUCUUUGAUUAAAUAAUAGUGCCAUCAGCUCUCUAGGCACAGUGCGGGCCACCAGCUGACAAAAAGACACAUGAUAAAGUAUGGACUAGCAUUUACUAAAUACAAAACCGCACACACCAAAAUUCUUUUAAGUUCAGCCCAGCCCAGCCUUCUAUGGACAGUUGACCAGCUCCAGGUUGAAUUCUUUAGUUUUCUUUUAGAAUACACGCUGCAUUAUUAUGUACUUAAUGAUGUUGAAAAAAAUGAGGCAGUUUAUCAACAUUUGUGAUCCUUGUAAUAUCAAUACAGUUGUGUUGUUGUUUUUUUUUUUGUGUGGUUCAAAUGUUAUAUUACUUGUGAUGUUUUCUCUGCUAAAUCAAAUUCUACCACUCCAUUUGGUGAUGACCUUCUUCUAUUUAGGAUUAACUUGAACUAAAAAAAAAAUAGAAGUUAAUAAUUUUUAACAAUUUUUUUCCUAAUUUUUUUUUUUUUUUGUGUGGUUCAAAUGUUAUAUUUCUUGUGAUGUUUUCUCUGCUAAAUCAAAUUCUACCACUCCAUUUGGUGAUGACCUUCUUCUAUUUAGGAUUAACUUGAACUAAAAAAAAAAAAAAGAAGUGAAUAGUUGUUAACAAUUUUUUUCCUACACUUAUUUAAGGAGACUUAAUUUAAGUAGUAUCGUGGAAAAUUCCCAGUAGUAAUGGCCUAAGCAAGUUAUUUUUGAACUUGCAAGACCUCCAGUUGACUUUUUUUUUUACUGCAUGUUUCUUCCUCACCUUAAUAGUCUGACCAGGCUGCCAGACAGAUAGUAACAUUAAAUUGUUGAGAUUAAAUAUUUUUCACACAUGCAUUAUUACAGCCUCUAAAACAUCUCAGAUUUGUUGUGUUCUACUGCUAUUUAAUUAAUAAAAACUUCAGUAAGCCAAACAUUUUAAAAGAUUUUUAGUGUUAACUCACUGUUAUUAUAUAAGAAUAAAAAAAAAAAAACUGCAAUGUUGCAUAUUUAAAAUAGAUAACUAUUGACUGCUGGCUUGGUGGUUUUUUUUUGGUCUGAAGGCAUGACGUGUAUGGAUGGGGAGUAGUUUUUGUAUCAUUGAAACCUAAAUGUUUCUGAUUUCCACUACUACAAGCAAUAUUUAUCCCCCACCCAUCAACACUGCGUGUGGAUAUCACCUUUACAAAAAGAUCAUGAUAUCACCUUUACAAAAAGUACAUGAUAUCACCUUUACAAAAAGAUCAUGAUAUCACCUUUACAAAAAGAAAAUGAUUUCACCUUUACAAAAAGAUCAUGAUAUCACCUUUACAAAAAGAUCAUGAUAUCACCUUUACAAAAAGAUCAUGAUAUCACCUUUACAAAAAGAUCAUGAUAUCACCUUUGCAAAAAGAUCAUGAUAUCACCUUUACAAAAAGAUCAUGAUAUCACCUUUACAAAAAGAUCAUGAUAUCACCAUUACAAAAAGAUCGCAAAAUCACCAUUACAAAAAGAUCUGUGUUUGAUGUUCUUUUAUAGACGAAUGUAUCCUUGCUGAAAUGUUGCAUGUUUCUUCUGAAGGCAAUAAAUUAAAACUGAU
Molecule: messenger RNA, 10518 nt
Organism: Lymnaea stagnalis (great pond snail)
Lineage: Eukaryota; Metazoa; Mollusca; Gastropoda; Lymnaeidae
Source: the annotation of a GenBank genome assembly